AUGCUGCUGCUGCUACCCCAACUCGUCCUCGCAUUAAUCUCCUGGAUGCCCCAGUCCUCAUCCACACCAUCUAGCAAUAACUCUCCUGUCAUCGAGCUCCAUCCCGAUAUUUCACUUCCGUCCCAGUGCGUGUUAUAUGGCGUCCCCCAGCUCUUUCGCGUCGUAAAGCUUCAACCCGCCACUGUUUACGACAUCAAAGUAUCGUAUCCAGCGACGCAGCCAUCGAUGUUUACGCUACAAGUGGAGGGGGUAUUACUUCCAGUGCUAUUUCAUGAUAAUAUUGGUGAUAUUAGCGACAAUAUUGCUCGAAAUCUCGUGAAAAAACAGACGAUACCACCAGGACAUCGGGUUUUAAAUACCGCAAAACUUCGGCUCCAUCCAAACGAAGUCGAGGGACAUGAAUCGGUACGAUACCGGUUAGAACCGUCCCUCGAAACAGCUGUCGAGGUGGACUUUUCACUUUUGGCACAAGUCGAAGGCGUGCAACGUCCGGAUUCCAAGUUGGAAAUGGAAAAGUGUGUCUUUGAUAUUGUUGUAGAGGAAGUGCUGCUGGAAAUGUUUCCAAGACAUACAGUGGUGCUUAUUGGAUGGUUGUUUGUGCUCCUUUUUGUAAGUGGGAAGUGGGUGCUUCCAUAUCUCGAGAAGAAAAUUGCACUGACGUGUGUGGAGGAUCGAGUCGAGUUGACACAAACAAAGAAGUUCUAG
Peronospora farinosa is the source of this 705-nucleotide messenger RNA. Lineage: Eukaryota; Oomycota; Peronosporomycetes; Peronosporales; Peronosporaceae. The record is from the annotation of a GenBank genome assembly.